Molecule: messenger RNA, 978 nt
Organism: Lentinula edodes (shiitake mushroom)
Lineage: Eukaryota; Fungi; Basidiomycota; Agaricomycetes; Agaricales; Omphalotaceae
Exons: 3
Coding region: 1-978 (325 amino acids)
Source: RefSeq, a predicted model, not a curated record
AUGCCCGUAGUCCGUUUUAUUGCAGACGGGAUCGUGUUCACGGACUGGGGCUUGCUCGCCACCGGAAAUGCCUUUCACAGGCGUCAUAUCGAUGGUGGAGGGUGUGGUACUGAGGUGGCGGUGGUAGCUGGGACAAAGGUUUGGAUUGUGUCUCAUCCUAAAUCUCCGGCAUACUGGGGGAGGUGGUUUGGGGGGGACUUUGAUGAGGUGCAAGAGAGCAAGGAUUGGGGUGAAUAUAGCUUCCUGUUGAAACCGGGAGACAGAAUCAUUAUGGGCCCAUGUUCCCCGCAUACUGUCUUGACCAUUGACCCAUCGAUUGCCGUUGGGGGUCAUUACAGGUUCGCUAAGUCGAUGGACAAGACUUGUUGCGGCAUUUGUCAAGCGUUCGUAGCCGACUCAAACUUCACGAAUGCAGCCCACGUUGAUGCGACCAGGGUGAUGGUCUGCGUUCUGGUUUUCUUGGUGGAGAAGCUGAGUGGACCCGAUAUCGAUUGGGAGGAUCAAUCCAAAACAAUACAUCUGUUAGACCCAUACGAGCCAGCGCAGUUUCUCAUUCUAUUGAUGGUGACAAAUGUAGUGCGCUUGGCGAGGGUGCUUGACCCGAGGACCUACGACAAGACCCUUCCAAGAGAUGUAGCGCGUGCUUAUGGAGUAGGGGAGGCAUACGCUAAUAGGCUUUUGAGUUGGCUGGCAACAAAUGUAGGGCAGCACACAUUGGGAGAAACGGAGCAAAGCUGCACGGAAAUUGCACGUCGUCAUUUAGUGCAAAUGGCACGUGCGCUCGUAGUAUUCAGACAUCACGCGGAGGAAGAAGGGAUCGAGGGCGCAAACAGUAGUAUAACUACUGAGAGUGUGCGGGGUGCAAUUGAGGAGGAGAGCUUUGCAGAAACAGAUUGGUUCAAGGAGCAGUGGCCAGGAGAUGAUGACGAAUGGGACGAGCUAUGGACAACAACGCAGAGCUUUAUUUAUAUGGGAUAG